AUGACCGACUUGAUUCACCGGUCCGUGUUCUGGCUUUCCUCCGGUCUUCAUCAGACUCUGAACUGUCCUGAUUUCUUUCAGUACGUGAGCGGGAGCGCCUCCUCUCUCUCCGUGGAGAGCUCCUGUAAGAGGACCUCCUUUCAGACUCGUGAUAAUGCGAUCUGUCGGAGCGUGAGCCUCUGUCGCCACGGGACCUGUCCAGCUUGGAAUGAGAUGAACUUGUGCGAGACCCUCGUGACCGAGAACGUGAAGCAGGUUGGGGCUCAUGUUUGGAGUCUGCAUGAUGAUGCCCCUUCCCUGAGCUGGACUGCGGUGGGGCAAUAG
Molecule: messenger RNA, 324 nt
Organism: Knipowitschia caucasica
Lineage: Eukaryota; Metazoa; Chordata; Actinopteri; Gobiiformes; Gobiidae
Source: the annotation of a GenBank genome assembly